AUGGAUGCUGGAGGAGCCAAAUCAAGGAAUGAUGCAAUCUCAGCUGAGGACAUGACCAGGGACAGCGGACGCCUUGUUGUCGCCUUCAUUGUUGCUAUUGGUCUGUUUUCAGGGCUCCCAGUAUGGUGGAAGACGACUGAAGUUCAUCGGGCCCCACUGCCAAAGUUGAACCUUGAACCAUCACACAAUCCCCUUCCUGUCCAUUCUCCUGUCAUCGUGUCUCUUGUCCUGUUACUGAGUUCGACCAAUGGCGUCAAUGAAGAGGACAGACGUCCCCCUUCCCGCAUGCUGGAGAAGCUCCAGCAAAGUUUGAGCGGCCUCAGCAAGGAGCGCUCAUGGAGGCCGUCUGGGCCGAUGCCGUUCGCUGCUGAUGGCUCCGCUUUACUCUCCUUUUCUCUUCUGAAUGCGGACCCGGCAGACUGGGUCUUUGACUGGGACUUCGCCUCAGCGGAAGAGCAUAUCUUUGCGCCACUGGUGCAGGCUAUCAGUCCUGUCGCUGAGCUGGCAGUGGAAAGCCAGGUGCUGUACUACGCCAGGAGCCAGGUGCGGCCCACAUGGGAUCCUCAGCACCAGGCUUACAUCGUUCCACACUCCGACCUUCCCUUCUUUGUCAACUCCCACGAGUGGCACCUGGACACGUCGGUUGCCUCUGCCGGCCGCUCCAAGCUGCUGCACUUUGCGGUCUACGUCCCCGCGGCAGACGAGUGCCCCCUCCACUUCAAACUGCCCAAUGGGAAACUGUCCCCGACGGACGGGUUCACGGUGCCGUCGUGGGGAGGGGUCGUGGUGUGGAACCCUCCGCAGUGUUCAAGAAACGCGUCCUCGGAUACUGGUCCAAGGACAAUCCCCUCCAGCGAGCUGCGCCGAAUUCUCGCCAUCCAGAUCGGCCAGCUGCGCACCCUGUUCGGUCUGUCUGCGACGCCCAAGCGGUCUGCCGAAGUGCAAACGCUGUCGCCGGGGCCAAAAGGCUUUGCAGGCUGGGAGGUUGCCGCCCUGCUGCGGACGCGCUCCUCCGACGAUACGCGGGAGGCCCUGUCGACGCUGCGGUCGCUGUCCACGCUGGUGUCCGCGCUGUCCAACAUGGUGGUCCACGACAGCAUUGCGGACCAGGUGACGCGCGCCCUGGCGGCCGCGGGCGAAGCGCAGACGGCCAUGCUGGCCGGCAGCUACGAGGCAGCAGCCAGUGCCGCAAGGAAUGCUCGAGCGCAAGCCGAAUCCGCCUUCUUCCACCCGACGCUCAUGUCCCUGCUGUACUUCCCAAGCGAGCACCACAUGGCCAUCUACAUGCCCCUCUUUCUACCCGUCCUUGUGAACGUGUGUGCCGCCGUCUGUCGAGAAGCUUUGAGGUGGGGUCGGGGUCGUUGUAGGCGAAGGCUUAGCGAAACUUUGAGUAGGUUCAAGCGGAACCAACUGUGAACUGCUCGUGU
This is a messenger RNA of Klebsormidium nitens, 1427 nucleotides long. NCBI's taxonomy places the organism in Eukaryota, Viridiplantae, Streptophyta, Klebsormidiophyceae, Klebsormidiales, Klebsormidiaceae. The record is from the annotation of a GenBank genome assembly.